AGGCAUUUGAAGAAGCCGGUUGAGCACGCCGUGAGGCCGCCAGAAUAUUUCUAGCUACAGGGUGAGAGUCGUGGUGAAUAUAUACAUUUUCAAGUAAACUACGGCUUAGCCUUUGUUAUAAGAUACCUGUUCAGUCUUAACCAGCUGACCAAAGAAAUGGUGAUGGAGAAGCCAAGUGCCCUGCUGGUCGGGCGUGAGUUUGUCCGACAGUACUACACCCUUCUGAACCAGGCGCCUGAUUUCCUGCAUAGGUUUUAUGGAAAGAACUCAUCUUAUGUUCACGGAGGCUUGGAUAGCAAUGGAAAGCCUGCUGAGGCCGUCUACGGGCAGUCCGAAAUUCACAAGAAGGUGAUGUCACUGAGCUUUCGCGAUUGCCAUACGAAGAUCCGCCACGUGGACGCCCACGCCACUCUGAACGACGGGGUGGUGGUCCAGGUGAUGGGGGAGCUGUCCAACAACAUGCAGCCCAUGAGACGGUUCAUGCAGACGUUUGUGCUGGCACCUGAGGGCACAGUGGCCAACAAAUUCUAUGUACACAAUGACAUAUUCCGCUACCAGGAUGAAGUUUUUGGCGAUUCAGACACUGAGCCCCCUGAGGAGUCUGAGGAGGAGGUGGAGGAGAACGAAGACAGAGCCCAUUCUCCGGAGGUAGCCCAGGAGGACACCUCUCCCUAUUAUGACCAGGCUACAAGCACGGAGUUAGAAGAGCAAUUGGAGGAACAGGCUGUAACCCCAGAACCUGAGCCGGAGCCAGAGCCUGAACCAGCUGCGGAAGAACAGAAGCAGGAAGCGGCUCCAGAGCCCGAGCCUCACACAGAGGAGCAGGUGGAGAAGUGUCCCUCUCCGGCACCGGCUGACCCGGCACCGGCUGUGCAGGAGGACAACCGGCCAUUCUCCUGGGCCUCUGUCACCAGCAAGAAUCUUCCUCCUGGUGGAAUUGUCCCAGCAUCAGGAAUUUCUCCCCAUGUUGUAAAAGUUCCAACGGUACAGCCCAGAGUGGAGGUGAAAACUGAAACGCAGACCGCAGUACAGAGACCUCAGAGAGACCAGCGACUGAGGGAGCAGAGGCCUGGACCUCCAGCACACAGGGGCCCGCGGCCAGGAGCUCGCGAGGGGGAGCAGGGCGACUCAGAGGUACGGCGCGUGGUCAGGUAUCCAGACAGCCACCAGCUUUUCGUGGGCAAUCUGCCUCAUGAUGUCGACAAAGCCGAGUUAAAGGAGUUCUUUGAACAGUUUGGUGUUGUGGUAGAACUGAGGAUCAACAGUGGAGGGAAGCUGCCCAACUUUGGGUUCGUGGUUUUUGACGACUCUGAACCCGUGCAGAAAAUACUGAACAACAGGCCUAUCAAGUUCAGGGGGGAUGUGCGGCUCAACGUGGAAGAGAAGAAGACGCGCGCGGCCCGGGAAGGAGACCGGCGAGAUGUCCGUCCCAGGGGGCCGGGGGGGCCUCGCGACAGGAUAGGAGGAGGGCUGAGGGGACCCCCUUCCAGAGGUGCAAUGUCCCAGAAGCCUAGUUUUGGCGCCGGACGGGGCACCGGACCCAGCGAAGGGCGCUACGUGGGGCAACGCCAGUGAAAGUCCGAGCUCUAACCACUACUGAGGCCCAUUUAACCUAACAGCACAGCUGGCUUCUGGUUCAUCCGUUCUUGUAACUUUAAUUUUCAGCUUUGGGGCUUUGGAAUGUGAUCCCAGCUUGAUCUGGACUCUGUUUUUAAAAACGGCUUCUUGUUUUGUUUUGUUUUGUUUUUUUCCUGUUUUCUUUUAAGUUUGUAAACUUGUAUUCGUAACAUUUAAACAAAAGUGCUACUUGAAUUGAAAAACCCGGAGAUUGGUUUUAGCGUUCUCUCCCUGUUUCUUAAAGGAACGUGUUUUUACUUCUUAGGCAAUCCUGUGUAUUGCUAAAGGCAUUCUUGCAAUUUUCUUUUCCUCAGGAGCUACUAUUUAAAUCCUAGCACUGUUGAAUCAUGGUCAUGUUGGAGUGGUUUUGGAGUCCAUUGCAGCUAAGGAUCCUUUGGAAAGUUUCAUCUGCACUUCACCAGAAAAGUGUUGUACUUUAUUCUGAGUUAAAGCUAACUUUUAAACUAAGACAUGCUGUUUUUAAGCCACUUUUUUAUUUGUUUUAUAGUCUGGAUUAAAGAAAACGUUUCCUUCAAGAUAUGGAGUAUUGCUGGGGAGAUGUUCUCACUUUUGUUUUAAAUUCUUAUUUUGUAUUGUAAAAACAAAUUGUUGUGCCUUCUAUUUAUCUCAUUCCAAUCUUGGCAAAGUUGUACAAAUAAAGUGUAGAUUUGCUUUAUCACUA
Molecule: messenger RNA, 2299 nt
Organism: Lepisosteus oculatus (spotted gar)
Lineage: Eukaryota; Metazoa; Chordata; Actinopteri; Semionotiformes; Lepisosteidae
Gene: g3bp1
Product: GTPase activating protein (SH3 domain) binding protein 1
Cellular component (GO): cytosol; ribonucleoprotein complex
Molecular function (GO): mRNA binding
Source: RefSeq, a predicted model, not a curated record